AUGGCCGCCGAAAUCGCCACGCCGGCGCGUCAAGCCAACCGAGAAGAUCGCAACUCUGGUGAUGGAGAAGACCGCGGCUCCGGUGAUGGAGAAGCCGACGGCUCCGGUGAUGGAGAAGCCGACGGCUUCGGUGAUGGAGAAGCCGACGGCUCCGGUCAUGGCGAGGCCUCCGAAGAUAAGUUGGAGAAACGAGGCCCGGCAAAGAGGUUGAGCCCAAAAGACCACUUCACAAUUGAAGCUAUAUCACCGAAAGGCCAACCGGUGGCACCCGCGGCUGUCAGAGUGACAUUUAAAAAUCAGUGCGGAGUUCUGGUUAGGGAUCGUCUCCCGAUCACUAUUAGAGAAUGGAACAAGACCAAGAAUGUGUCCGAAGAUCAGGUUGCCGAUAGGUACAAAGACACACUUUUUGACGACCUCAUGACACAUUUCACUUUGCCAGUUUUGAGAUCGGAGUCUGAGAUGGCCAAGCAGAGGGCGCUAGUGAAGAAAUGGGCUCUUAAGAAGAUGGGGGAACUUUUCCGGGCGUAUAAGAACCGGUUAUGGGCAACUUAUAAGGCCGAGAAGAAGCCUCCAUUAUUCGAAAACUAUCUAGCGAAGCAGGAGCAUAACUGGGAAGAAUUUGUGAAGUACAAAGAAUCAGAGGAGGCUAUGAGACUCUGCGGCGCUAGCGGCUCAAGUUGGCUGUACCGUGGAGGAAUUGCUGAGUGCCCGUGA
Molecule: messenger RNA, 714 nt
Organism: Lolium perenne
Lineage: Eukaryota; Viridiplantae; Streptophyta; Magnoliopsida; Poales; Poaceae
Source: RefSeq, a predicted model, not a curated record